This is a messenger RNA of Chlamydomonas reinhardtii, 1520 nucleotides long. RefSeq lists its product as uncharacterized. Gene Ontology annotation, biological process: cilium assembly. Lineage: Eukaryota; Viridiplantae; Chlorophyta; Chlorophyceae; Chlamydomonadales; Chlamydomonadaceae. Gene Ontology annotation, molecular function: GTP binding; GTPase activity. Bases 71 to 604 code for a protein of 177 amino acids. The transcript has 7 exons. Gene Ontology annotation, cellular component: cytoplasm; microtubule cytoskeleton. The record is from RefSeq and is a predicted model, not a curated record.
AUUAAACUACCAUACUGUAAGUCACCAUCUCGCUUAGGUUGGACCUUCUCUACUCGCUCUUCAGGAAAGAAUGGGCCUCUUGUCGCUGAUCCGCGGCCUGAAGAAGAAGGAGGGCGAGGCCCGCAUCCUGGUCCUGGGACUGGAUAACGCUGGUAAAACCACCAUCCUGAAGGCGCUCAGCGAGGAGGACAUCACCACUAUCACGCCCACGCAGGGCUUCAACAUCAAGUCUCUGUCUCGCGAUGGAUUCAACCUGAAAAUUUGGGACAUUGGCGGCCAGAAGUCCAUCCGCCCCUACUGGCGCAACUACUUUGACCAGACGGACGCGCUGAUCUAUGUCAUCGACUCGGCGGACAGCAAGCGCCUGUCGGAGAGCGAGUUUGAGCUGACGGAGCUGCUGCAGGAGGAGAAGAUGACUGGCGUGCCGCUGCUGGUGUUCGCCAACAAGCAGGACCUGGUGGGCGCGCUGGCUGCGGACGAGAUCGCCUCCACGCUGGACCUGACCUCCAUCCGUGACCGGCCCUGGCAGAUCCAGGCCUGCAGCGCCAAGCAGGGCACCGGCCUGAAGGAGGGCAUGGAGUGGAUGAUGAAGCAGGUCAAGUAAGGGGCCGCGGUCGGGCAGGAAGGGAGGGCCGGCCCGCUCUCCACGCGGCUCCUGCGGCGGCGGUGGUGGCUGUGGCGGCGUCGGCAGCGGCUGCAGCUUGUGCAGGGGGAGAGGGGAGCGGAGGGAGACGAGGAGGAGGAGGCGGUGGGUGCCGAAGGGCAGAGACGGGGCGAGGCAACGGCAGCUCAGCAGGGAGGGGCAAGAUGGGCGCCCGGGGAGCAGGAGCAGGCAUGGCGGCCGCCACCGGCCUGCCGGGCGGCUGGGCACGCCGCGGAACUGGGGGCGUGUGAGAAGGAAGCUGCUGCUUCUCGACGGCACCGCCAGCAGGCCUGGACGCGUGCGCGGCUGGAGCCGGGCAGCUCCAAAGUGCUUACACGCGGCGGCUCUGCGAGCCACGCCUGCGUAGCGGCGGGGGCCAGCAGCAGAGCGAGGGGCUGCCGCCGUGGGAGCGGGCGCGUGGGAGCGGCGGCAGCAGCGGCUGGCAGCAGCAGCGGCCGGAGGCGCGGCGUGGCGGUCGGGCCGCCAGUCGCGGGGCCCGGUGCAUCGAGUGCGUGCACACUGGUGCAAGCGGGGCAGGCGUGACUUGGGGCAUGCGGGCGAGCGGCGCGGCGCGCGUUCAACGAAUGAGCAUUGUGUGUAAGGGCGCCGGGGCGGCCGGCUGCCUUGCGGAUGCCGGAUUGAUUUACUACAGAGUACGGACUGAGGGUGCGCUGAGGGCGUGCGUUCAUGUGUGAGGCGUGGUGCAGCUACAGACAAAAGGAAAUAAUCGCUCACUAAAUGGAAACUUUGUUCGGACAUUUAACCGAUGUGUAGGGGAACCGAUGUGUAGGGCGGAGGUGUAAGGGCUAGGUCCCGGGAGACCGGGGAGCGAACCUCGACCAGGCGUUUGGCAGGAUGCGUGUAACAAAAGAAAACG